CCACCAACUCUCUGAUCGCAAACUUUUUAUUCUCUUUUCUGUUUCUGUGAUCGGAAUUUAUUUCUGCCUCGUCGAGCUGAUUGUGAAAAGUUUCUGGGACAUUUGCUGUUUUCAGAGGAGCAAUGAGCUGCCAAUACUACAGUCUCUUAUUUUUAUUCCUCUGUGGCUUUGCUGCGCUCUCCGUUUCCAAGAUAUGUGGAAGAGAGAUACUAGAGGGAACGUCCUGCACCAUCAAGCUGAAAACAAAAAACAGUGACAGACCCAAUGAGAUUAAAUGGAUCCAUUUCACUAGCGGUGAUGUAAUUCACUGGAAAAAUGGGAAGAUCAAGAUGAACACUCUAGGUGUAAAGAUGGAAGAAGAUGGAUCAUUAACAUUUGAAAGUGUUAGUCUGAAGAACACCGGCAAAUAUAAAUACAGUUUAUAUGCUGGCGAUGGUACAGAGACCAGUGGAGAAGAGGAAAUUAAAAUUUAUUCAAAGGCUCCUAAACCUACUGUGAUGAUCAACUGCAAAGAUGGGAAUGCUGUGCUCACCUGCAACACUGGAGACCGUACAGAUCUGACUGUAUCCUGGUAUAAAGAAGGCAAAAUCAUAGAGAACGAAAAAAACCCUCAACUGCUCUUGACAUCUGCUCACAUUCAGGAGAAUAAACCGUACUCAUGCAGCGUAAGCAAUCCUGUCAGCAAUGAGCAAAGUGACAGCGUUACAGUAUCAUGUCCUACAGGUGAAGGUGUUCCAGGUCCUCGUAAAUUCUUUGGCUUUGAUUUCUGGAUCAUGGUGAGCAUUUUAGCAGGUUCAGGAGCCCUUCUGCUGCUGCUGAUAUGUGUUCUCAUCAUCUGUACAUGUCAAAGCUGUAGCCAACGCAAGAAGCACAAGAAAGAUGAAGAAGAGCUCAGGCUGAGGAUUAUUCCAGUUCCAGAUCCAAACAGUGAACACAGCUCAUAGAUGACAACCUGAGUGUUCACACUUCCCUAAACAUACAUAAAUCACCUUAUGAAUUAUAUUUUUUUGUUUUAAAUAACAAUGUAGACAGAGAGGUCAAAGAGAAACAAAGUUAUAAGAGCUCCAGUGGGGCUUUAUAGGAUCCUGAGCAGAACUGUGUGGCUGAUGCAGCAUUUGUCAUUCACUUGUCUGUGGAGUUUGAAACAGGACAGAUUGAGAUAAAAAUCACUCAUCAAUGUCACAAGAUCCUAUCAAUGCCUAUCAGAUUCUUCAGAAAUAUUUGUACACAUGAAGGUGGGCUUCACUCGUAAAGGUGGCAUUUCAAAAUUCAUAAUUUUAAUUGUGCCAUACAAAGAGUAUACCAUUAUAUACCAUUAAAGAGGUCAUGAACUGCCUGUAUUGUUCUCUGAGCUCCACUUAUAAAGUUAUCAAGACUUUUCCAUCAAAAAACAUCAUAAUUUUUUUAUUUCCCAAAAGCAUCCCUGCUGAAGACCUUGAGUUGUUUUUUUCAGCAGGGAUGCUUUUGGAAAAUUAAUCGUAAGUCAAUUGGUCAAUUGGUUUCAAUGGGUCUAUGAUGUACUUAAGCUUAGCCCUGUUUGAAUAGGGCUGCAUCCGAAAACUGAAAAAUGCUGCCUUCGAAAAAUGCUGCCGAAUCCAAAGUUAGCUUCACUUCCUGUCUCCUGAGAUGCCUUCAUCGAUUUUUGAAGGCAGCACAGAUGUAUCCUUCGCUGCCUUUGAUAUCCCACAAUCCUGUGCGUUCCAUUCCGAGACGGUUGAGCUAAAAAAUAAAGAUGGCGGCUGGAAGUUGUGUUUGGUGGUCAGUUUGUGAAAUGUAUAUUUCUGAUUAACUUUUUGUACUUUUGAUGUUAUUUCUAGCGAGAAAUUAGUAUUAUAGUAAUUAAAUAUUCAUUUAGUUAUCACUGUUGAGAAUUCAAAUGAGGACACAUGACAUGGUUAUCCAUGGGCGGAGCUAAGUCUCCUCAGGUGCAUUUAAUGAAUGUCUGGCUGCCUUUGUUUGAUGUGUGUUUGUGCCAUUGAGAGAGGUUUCUGUUGAGUUGAUGUGUUCCUGAUUUAGUGCGUUUAUCUCAUUUGAAUUUGUGUAAUGUUAAUUCCUGAAUGUUGUGGGUGAUUUAUCAUUCAUACAAUGUAUUAGUUUUCUUAUUUGUUGAACCGUCCAAUGUUGAAUUAGUUUGAUUAUAUUUGGUAUUUCAGUGUUUGAAUUGUUACACUGUUAUUUAAGAUGUUUAUUCUUAUUGUUUUAGAAACCAUACAACUCUAUAGUUGGUUCCAAUGCUGCAGCCAGAAAAUAAAGAUCAUGGAUUGA
Messenger RNA from Onychostoma macrolepis, 2265 nucleotides. RefSeq names its product T-cell surface antigen CD2-like. The coding region runs from base 123 to 944 and encodes 273 amino acids. The transcript has 5 exons. The record is from RefSeq and is a predicted model, not a curated record. NCBI's taxonomy places the organism in Eukaryota, Metazoa, Chordata, Actinopteri, Cypriniformes, Cyprinidae.